This is a messenger RNA of Sclerotinia borealis F-4128, 1431 nucleotides long. Lineage: Eukaryota; Fungi; Ascomycota; Leotiomycetes; Helotiales; Sclerotiniaceae. The record is from the annotation of a GenBank genome assembly.
AUGACCUCCCGUGAAGAAGAGGCCGUUGCCUUGAAGAAUGAAGGAAACAAAGCAUUCGCUGCUCAUGACUGGAUUGGGGCGAUCGAUUUAUAUACCAAGGCGAUAGAACUUGACGACCAAAAGCCCACAUACUACUCGAACAGAGCUCAGGCAAACAUUAAAUCCGAGGCUUAUGGAUACGCAAUAGCUGAUGCUACGAAAGCCAUUGAACUUGAUCCAAACUUUGUCAAGGCAUUCUAUCGUCGAGCCAUUGCAUAUACUGCGAUCCUAAAAUCCCAAGAAGCCCUUAGAGAUUUCAAGACUGUUGUUAAGAAAGCACCCAAUGACAAAGAUGCGAAGCUUAAGUUGGCAGAAUGCGAAAAGAUUGUUAAAAGGAUCAAUUUCUUCAAAGCCAUCGAUAUUGGAAAUCCACCAUCUGCUUCGGAAGGCCUCAACCUCGAUGAUAUGAUAGUGAAGGAUUAUGAUGGCGUGCAGUUAGGCAAGGAAAUGACGACGGAGUUCAUCGAUGAUAUGCUGGAACGUUUUAAGAAUGGUAAAAAGAUACAUCAGAAAUAUGUUUAUCAAAUUGUGAUGGCGGUACAAAAGAUUGUAUACGAUGAGCCAACGAUGGUGGAAAUGGAGGUUGAUAGCGAUGUACAGUUGACUGUUUGUGGAGAUACGCAUGGUCAAUUUUUCGAUCUUAUGGAACUCUUCCGACUCAACGGUUUACCCACAGAGAAGCAUUAUUACCUAUUCAACGGUGAUUUCGUUGAUCGAGGCUCUUGGUCAACUGAGAUUGCACUACUUUUGUAUGCCUACAAAUGGUUACGUCCAUCAGCAUUCUUCAUCAAUCGAGGAAAUCAUGAGACUGAUGACAUGAAUCGUGUUUAUGGAUUUGAGGGCGAGUGCAAGGCAAAAUACAAUGACCGUACUUUCAAGCUAUUUUCCGAAAGUUUCUCCGCUUUACCUUUAGCAACUCUCAUUGGCAAGAAAUAUCUCGUACUUCACGGAGGCUUAUUCUCAGAUGACAAGGUCACAUUAGACGACAUCCGGGCCUUAAACAGACAUAAUCAACGCCAGCCAGGUCAGGCAGGGUUAAUGAUGGAGAUGUUAUGGACUGAUCCACAGAAAGAGCCAGGUCGUGGCCCAAGUAAGCGUGGCGUAGGUAUGCAAUUUGGACCAGAUAUCACCAGGAAGUUCUGUGAAAACAAUGGAUUGGAGGCCAUCAUUCGUAGUCACGAAGUCCGAAUGGAAGGUUAUGAGGAGGAGCAUGAUGGAAAGUGUAUUACUGUCUUCUCGGCCCCCAGAUACUGCGACAGCACAGAGAAUAAAGGAGCUUAUAUCAAUAUUGGACCUGAUUAUAAAUUGGACUUCCACAAGUUUGAUGCAGUACCUCAUCCUAACAUCAAGCCUAUGGCAUACGCACAAAAUUCUCCUUUGUCAAUGAUGUAG